AUGAGCUAUCUUUUCAGCUAUCUUGUUAUCGUAACUGCAUCCAAUUUAUCAAUUGUGCUGUAUGACCUUGGUGAAAGCUCCUCAGUUCGCGUCAUUAGUUAUGAUGGUGGUUCUGGGCAAUCACUCUAUGUCUUUGAAGAUGGGAAUAUAUACUGGGUCAUCUACGAUCCCUCCAAUAACCGCUUUAUAAUUCUACGCACAUCUAAAGCAGGAGUAACAAGUAGCCUUGGGAUCUGGUACAUUGGAGAAAUUCGCGUAGUGGUAGACCGAUUAUAUAUUUAUGUAUUGGAUAAAGACAACAACCGAAUUGAUAUUUAUUCCAAAAGAACAUUGAUGAAGCUCGCUGAAUUGGCUGUACCGUCUGGUGUCUGUGAGUUGAUCCUGCCAAUUGGUAAGUAAAUUAGCAAAAUACAAUAUCAAUGGCGUUCAGUCACCUUUUUGCAAGCUCAGAACAUAGCUACUUUUGUUGCUAAAUGUUGUCAUGCUGUUUACCAAAACGCAUUUUGUUUGUGAAAUAUUUGACCUCAUAUAUAUUAUUAACUUACUGAUCGAAAGUGAAGGUUGCACGGGAAAUACCAAGCCGAGGUCUUUCUGUUGUAUUGAUUUAAAAAUAUUUACAAUAUUCUCAAUAAAAUUAUCGUGUUACCAUGAAAACUACUAUAAAUAUUUCACGUUCAGAAAAUAUAAUAGUUUUGCAGGCAAGGCGAAGGGUUUCUGCAUGCAUGAAUUUCUAUAUAUAUUUUACUCAAAUAGAAUAUGCUCAACUUUGCAUGUUCAAAACACAACUGAUAUUCUUGAGUUAAGAAUAUUCUAAAAACACUGUAAAAAACUUUCUCAACAUUUUAAAUAUUGACAAAGUUAUUUAACCCGGCACAACUAGCAGUCAACUCUUUUCCUUUGAAACUCUUGGCUAUCAUCUUUCCAACAUGAAGUCCACGUUCGAAUUUACUACAUGAGUAAAUUGUUAAACACGUCCGAAUUUAUCAAUAGAAUAAAUUUUGAGCCCUAACCCCUAACCUUAAUCUUAAUUUAACCCUAACCUAAUCUUUAUUUGACACUAAUCCAAAUUUUUUUCGAAAUCUACAUUUAUUUGUUUCUACGUUUUUUUUUUUUUGCUACUGUAGCCUAUGAAGAACAACUAUUAACCGGAUUAUUCGCUGUUCUUAAAUCAAUUAGACUUUUACCGGCUUUAUUGCAAAUGUAGAAAUGUGGUAAACAAGUUGUGUUUUAAUAAGCAAAUUCUCCAAAUUUGUUCGGUCAGCUUCGCCUGCUGUAACUGAACUGCCAAGUGGAACUAAUCUGCAGUAGGACUAAAUGUUUUAUUGGGCCAAACGUGUGUAUUUCCAAUACCUAUCCGCCAUACAUGAUCACCAUGAACGUUUUUGAAAAAUGCAAUUUGGAAUCUUAAUAUUAAUUUCUAGAUAUUGAUGAAUGUUGUUCCAGUAGCACAUGUCACAUGGACGCCACGUGUUUGGACACACCUGGAAGCUUUGUCUGUACUUGUAAUGAGGGCUUUGAGCAGAGUGGAGAUGAUUGCGUAGGUAAGUAUGUUAAAUAAUAUUAUUAAUUUAGUCAAUUCGAACAGUUCAGAGAGAAACAAUCACUCAGUAAACAGGAUGUUCUUUUAAAACAUUAAGUACCCAAAACGCCAUGUUUGUCGAAAAUGAAUUGGAAUUGUGGUUAAUUAAUACGAUUAUGCAGCAUAUAAUGGUUUUUGUAACAGGAAAAUUAAGUGGUUAUAAUAUAUUUUUGCAAAACAAUCUGUCUAUAACAAUGCCUCCUGGCCUUUGCUUUGUAUGAGAACUUUCCCAUCUGCGCUAUCAAAGAAAUUUUUUAGUUUUCUACGAAUUUUUUUUAAUACCUACUUUAUAUUUGGCCAUUUUAACCAACUUUAUUCGAUGUCGAAUUAUUAUUUGCACAUGUAUAUAUGCCGAUCCAAUUCUGAAUUUUUGAUUAAAUUUCAAGAAGGCUAAAGUAAAUGGGGAUUUUGUUGUUAUUACCACGUGUAAACGAAUUUCUAAAUCCAGAUUGUAAUCCUAAAUGGGGUUGUUAUUGAUAAUUUACAUUCUACAUAUGUUUUGUGUUCAGUGAAACUAAAUACAAAUCCGCAAUAGUAAGUAUUAUUCUUAUGAUCCCAUAUUUCCAUUAUCGUUGAAACUUUUGAAAUUCGCCGGUCGAUAUGGACCAUCAUCACGCUUAAUACCACUAAUACCACUACUGAAUAAAAUGCUUUCCGUACCUUCAGAAAAAGACCUGGUGGCCUAUCAUUUUACCGUUCAGUAAUGUAACUGUGUGUCGUUAGAUCAAACAGGAAACUCCUUUCAUAAAUUAUUGUGUCAUCAGUAGAAUGCUGUUUGUUGUUGUGAUCGAACCCAUGUUAUUGAGCCGUAACGAGGACGCACUAAUUCAGGUUUCAGAUGUUCAGUUUUUGUUUGAAUACAUUACUAGAUAUCAACGAAUGUGAUCGUGGUUACUGUGAUCCAAAUGCAGACUGUGUAAACUCUCAGGGAUCAUUUUAUUGCACUUGUAGAUCUGGCUUUGUAGGCAAUGAACUCAACUGCACAGGUAAUCAAAAAAUCUGUGAUACGAUGUUCUCUAUAGAAUAUAGGCCUAGUAUCGAAGGACGAUGAGUAUUCUGCAUGUAAAUAGCAUGAUUUUUUGGGGACCUCAGUCCAUAGAGCUAAGUUGAAGGGUUUUGUAGAUGAUUUUUCCAUCAACUAAACCCUUAAACUUAAAUUCAAUCGAGUGAGAUGUCAAAAAAGUCCUGAUAUUUACCCAUAUAUCUUUAGUAUAGCUAUAUACGAACUUGCGGAUAGAGAUCGACAAUUGGACUCAGUUUGUUAUCCAGAACUGCAUCGGAAUCGCCCGGCCAUAUUCAGGUUCGAUAAUAUUUAAGCAUGAAAUUUCCGUCUACAGACCCUUAGCAAAACGUGAUACAAAAUGAAAAUCCAUAUCACGUAAUUAUAGCCAAGUAAAUUACGAGAAUUUAAUUAUUUAUUCAUGUUUUUUUAGAAACCUGUGAAGAUGAGAUGCUAUUCUACUCUACAUCAUCACGGAUCAUAUCAAAUUCCUCAGUUAGCAUUCCUACUGCAGAUAAUAAUAUAUUAGGAUAUGACAAAUACAGCCGAAGAUUGUUGUAUUAUGAUGAUACGGAGAACCUAUACAGUGUUGCUUUGAAUGGUUUAAAUUCGACAGUUCUAAUCAAUAAAGCAAAUAUUGCAGAGUUUGCAUAUGAUGGUGAACGCGGUGUUCUAUACUACCAAAAUAGUGUAACAUUAAAAAUCAACUCAGUCAAUAUCAGCAGUGGAGAAGAUGCCCCAGUUCAAGCUUUGAAUUCUCUUUCUGGUAUAAAAGGCAUGGAGAUGGACACAAAAAAUCGGUAAUUGUCCACUAUUUGUAUAUUUAUUGAUUAUAUAGAUAUUAUUAGAUAUUAUUAGAUACAGAUUUGAAGCACCGUAAUACGGACCUACAAAAUUGCUGCGUUAAUCCAGUUUUCCACUUCAACCCUAUCUUAGCGUGGUGUUCAAAACGUUCUGGAUACUGUAUUAAGGAAUGCUUUAGAGAAGUUUCUUGGCACAUGCAUUGGCUUUAUUACUUUAUUUUGAAAUAUUUAUAGAUACCUAGUGAUUGCAAAAUCAUCCGAACCUCCUAUUGUUAGAGUUGAUAUUACAUCAUUUGAGAUGCAAGAAAUAAACUUUGAUGGUUCCGCACAAGCAUUGUCUGUUGAUCAAGAUAAUGAGGUCGUGUACUGGAUAAAUUUCGUCGUUUCCACAGAAAAACGCAAUCUGACGAGAUCAUCUUACACUGGUGAAACAGUGCCUCUUAAUAUCUAUUAUGAUGGGGAAAUUGAUCUGGCGCAAGACUACAUGCAUCUGUACGUGUUGGACAAAGAAAAUAAUAGAAUUGAGAAAUAUAACAAACGCACUUGGGUAAAGAUAAAUGUUUUCAAUAUCAAUGAUGGACCACAAAGAUUAAUCGUAGCAUUUGGUGAGUAGCUACAGUAGCUGCCAUUGUAAUUAGUGCACGAAAAUAUUUGAACACCAGUGGAUUAAGGUUGCCCUGUGUCUCGCCUACAUUGGCAAUUGUGGGCGUGUUUAUCAACACACUGAUGAACAACGAGCUGCGCAUCACCAACUACCUGCGCAACAACUACCUGCGCAACAACUACCUGCGCAUCACCACUUUAAAUACAUAUCAUGCACCAGCAACACUAUAGCUUUUUGGAACCAUGAUCCGUCUCCCAGAAAUAUAACAAUAAGGACCAAGAAGCUUUAAAAACUUUCUGACCAUGCAGGUUUAUUAACUAUGGUAUUGCCAAUGUUUUUCAUUCUUUUCUUGUCCUUUCAGAUUACGAUGAAUGUUGUGUUGGAACAUACUGCCCGGAAAUGUUGUCCACGUGUUCAAACACGCCUAGUAGCUUUGAAUGCAUGUGCAUUGAAGGAUAUUUUCUUAAUGGAACCAUCUGUCAAGGUGACAACACACUUAAUAACACAGCAUAGUAGAGUUCUUGAAGUUCAUUAACUAGACAGCAUUCUGCAGAGACACUCGAAUCAGCUGCUAAUAAAAGUAGGAGAACAACAAGGAUGCAUUCUGAAACUGACAUCCUCCAGCAAUGAAAGUGAUAAAUGUCCAAUUUAAUUUAAUUUGCAUCUAAAUCCAACAAAAUGUGAUAAGCUUAUACCCUUGGCGUGUGAGCAUUACCUCAACAAAUGUUGUUGCUAAAACGUUUUGAGUUGUUCUGCUGACAGAAAAUCAAAUUGACAAAAACAACAAACAACAACCUCCUGACGAAAGUGAUUACAAUUUCUUCUUACAUUCUUUUCACCCGUUUUGAAAAUUACGCGACCAAGGACGAAAAUGCUAGAGUUGACAUGUCAGUUUUAUGUCCUUCUGUCACGAAGUUUAAACUUUGAGUUUUGUGGUUCCAUGUCGAUGUAUGUGCUUUGUAUGCUUUAUAUAAACAGGCUUACAAUGAUUUUCAAGAUAUUUUAGUGAGAAUUAUUGCAAAAUUUAAGCACAAACAAAAUCAUAACAUCACCGUUAUAGUCUAGCGCGCGUGUUUUAUACUGACAGCUAAAUUCCAGGAUAAAUUGUUAUUUUUCAAACUUUAAAAGUUAUUCACGACACAUAUUUCUGUUGUGAUGGUUUGUAUUGUGGGCUAGUUUGUAUAUCUAAGUUAUCUAACUCAUUUUUGUUCAGCUUUGGUAUUAAAUUGAAGACAUUUGAAGUAAGAGUAUUUUUCAGAGAGGUCGCGUAAUUUUGAAAACGGGUGUAAGUAAACCUGCUCGAAAGUUAUCCCAGCUUUCUGCUUGUUCGACUAAUCACUUUUUUAGUCUAGGACCUGUAUAUGAGUUUGUAUGCAUUUCAGUUAGGACAGAUAAUCUCAACUGUUUUAGCGCAAGUUGACCAUGACGGUCGACAUGUAACCCUACCCGAACCCCCAAUCCGGGGCGAAACGUCCGAAACUGACCACACCCAAAAACGACGCCCUCAUCAUAGUGCUAUCUAGCAAACCAUCAAAGCUUUGACUAUUCUGAGGUACUUAUGUGGUUCAGAGAUGGUGCUUCAAGGGGUGGUUAUUAAUACUUAGUGACCGAAGUAAUAAUAAUUUGAAAUGUACCUACCUCCUGCAAAUGGACGCAUUUGGCCAAAUUCUCCAUUUUACUCCGCUGUUUAAGGCCAAUCAAGUUGAAAUCCUUCCAAAUAUGUACAUCAGCUCAGACAUAAUGGUAUCAAGCACUUUUUAAGCAAGUUUUAAAUAGGUUACAAGCAGAUCGUAGCUGUUUAACCAUCGACAAGGUGAAACCACAACUUUGUCCAAUUCGGCACCAUUUUAUCAUCCCAUGUCGGUUGUAAACAAUUCGGCCUUGUUAUUCUUCCAUCUAAGCCAUUUUCAUUCCAAUAAUAACAAAUUGAACACUUUGUUAAGGGUAUCAAAAUAAAUAUGUAAACAAAAUAGAACAAAUGCAGCAUUUUAUCACCCUGUAAAAUGUUGCUUUCGAUUCUUUCAAAACAUUCCGUACAAAUCUCGCGUGGCAAAGCAACAAGUCGGUGACAGGCGGGUUAAUUUUUUCACGAAGAUAGAAGAAGGCUGCGUGAAAUGGAGUAAAAACUAAAUACAAUCAUACAAACGUUUGUUUUAUUUGUUGUAGCAACAAUAUGAAUAUGUCAUACUAUAAACUAAAUGUUGAUUGUUCGUCUUACAACACUGCUGUUACUGCGUGCUUUUGAUUUGCUUUUAUCUUCAAAAUCCCCCACCGCUGUUGCUUUGCCACGCGAGAGUUGUACGGAUUGUUUUGAAAGAAUCGGAAGCAACAUUUUACAGGGUGAUAAAAUGCUGCAUUUUUUCUAUUUUGUUUACAUAUUUAUUUUGAUACCCUUAACAAAGGAUUCAAUUUGUUAUUAUUGGAAUGAAAAUGGCUUGGAUGGAAGAAUAACACGGCCGAAUUGUUUACAGCCGACAUCGGCUGACAAAAUGGCGCCGAAUUGGACGAAGUUGUGAUUUUACCUUAUCGAUGGUUAAACAGCUAGGAUCCGCUUAAAACCCAUUUAAAACUUGUUUAAAAUGUGCUUGAUACCAUUAUGUCUGAGCUGAAGUACAUAUUUCGAUAAACAGCGGAGUAAAGUGGAGAAUUUGGCCAAAUACGUCCAUGCAUUUGCAGGAGGUAUGUACAUUUCAAAUUAUUAUUUCAGUCACAAAGUAUUAACUAUUUUACAGCAAAGCAGUGAUAGUAUACAUAAAUAAGUACCAAUUAUGUUUCUAUAAAAAAGGUUUAGGAAAAAUGGUAAUGUAGGUCCACUGCUGUUUAUCUGAAUUUGUAAGUCACAAAUUGACGUUUGACUAUGAGUAUUGCAUGGCCAUUUUCUUGUGAAAUAUCAGUGCUAGGCAUUUCACACUUACCAAUGACCACCCUUUUUUAAAAAGCACCAUCUCUGAACCAUAUAUGCACCCCAGAAUAGCCAAAGGUUAUAUGGUUUGGUAGAUAGCACUAUGGCGAGAGCGUCGUUUUUGGGUGUGGUCAGUUUCGGACGUUUCGCCCCGGAUUGGGGUUCGGGCAGCGUUACCAUGUCGACCGUCAUGGUCAACUUGCCCUAAAACGGUUGAGAUUAUCUGUCCUAAAUGAAAUGCAUACACACUCAUAUACAGGUCCUAGACUAUUUCUACUUAAUAUUUACAAUUACGAAAAUUGUGAACUGUUUCAAUUUCUAGUCCAUGUUGUGAGACAGAACCUGAAUAGACUGAAAAUAACUGCUAGAGUUGGAAAAUAACUGCUAGAGUUGAAUUUGAAACAUUUGACUUAGUUUGUAUAUAAAUUAUGUAAGAGGACAAAGAAUCCAUAUCGGUGUUGUAAAUCACGAAACUAUUAUUAAAAUUUACUUUUUGUUUUAGAUAUAAUUGACUGUGAUGAUGAGCAUCCUCCGUGUCACGUGAAUGCCACAUGUAAUGAUAUCCCUGGAUCAUAUGAAUGCAACUGUUCGGAAGGUCUCACUGGCAAUGGCACAUAUUGUGAAGGUAUAUAUAGACAUUUUUUUAUAAAUAUAACUUCUUCAAAUCAUAUUUAAAUUGGGUGUGAAGUUUUAUCCUUUAGUACACCAUUAUGUCUGCAAUAUUAUCAGCAAAAAUUUGAUAAUCUUGACCGUAUUUAAAAAUUAUUGAUACGCUACCAUAAGUAUGAUUCCUUACGAUUCUCCCGUAAGUUUAAUGUGAGAAUUUUGUAUGAAGUUUUGUGAGAAACGUUCUUCAACCUUGUUGCUGAGGAAAACUUUCAAUAGACUGCCGUUUGCUUAACUAAACUAACUUAGUUUCUACAAUAGAUAGUUCUCCAUGAAUAAACUGAUUUAUAAAAGUGGUUGGAAUUAAGCAGCCUAUAAAACGUUUUCUUGAGAUUUUCUUGUUCUAAGUUCCUGGAUACACAUUUAUUAAAGGACUACCAUAUAAAUAUAUCAACCUUUAUGAUGAAUGCUUUUACUUGUAUAUUUGCCAGUUCGUAGAAACAGACGCUAAAUUUUUAUGGGUGUUUUUUAAUGUUCUAAGACAUUGAUGAAUGCAUGGUUGGAGGUUUCUGCCAUGACAAUGCCACAUGUGACAUUACUUAUGGAUCAUACCGUUGUGAAUGUUACGAAGGUUUCACUGGGGACGGAAAGAACUGCACAG
This is a messenger RNA of Paramuricea clavata, 8155 nucleotides long. The record is from the annotation of a GenBank genome assembly. NCBI's taxonomy places the organism in Eukaryota, Metazoa, Cnidaria, Anthozoa, Malacalcyonacea, Plexauridae.